AUGAACACACUACACAGACGAGGAAGUCUGCCCUAUGGAGAACUAUUGAAGACCGAGUCGACAGUUACAAAUACAGCGCUCGACGUUGUACGGACAGAGGGAGAUGAUGCUUCUGGAUUCCAGGCGGUUGGGCUAUUUGAAUACCUGGAUACCGACGACCGACCCAUAUUCGCCCUCGAUUUGAAGUCACCAACGAACAAGAUCCCGGUGUAUCAAAAUGCGGCUCUCAGAAAACUUCAAGUCAUCGGGGGAGGGGAUGGACAUCAAAACACAGACCACGCAGUUGUUGAUGCACAAUCAGGAUUUCUGCUGGAUUGGGCAGUGUCGUUUCCCGACGCGACCAACAUUCCCCCUUCAAGCCAUUGGGGCAUCCGCUGGACAGGCAGGACUCUGAGGAACAAGUGGAGAAUUAUUACAGGAAAUGUAACUACGCUCUCCCCCGACAGUUCUCAGAGGCAUUCCCAAACCGAUUCCUCCUUAUCGCGCCGAAGCAGAUCUCCUUCCAGGACGGAGAGCACAGGUGGACGAGGGUCAAAUGCGAGCUCCAUUUCAAAGGCGUCGUUAGAGAAACAUCUGGCGGCUUUCAGCAUCGAUCAAGGAAUUGACAAUAUUGUACGCCGAACAGCCCAGCAUGAGGAGCGGCAACCCACCGAAACCUCCCAUUUGAUGGAAACCACCGGGACAAUGGACGGUAUUGGACCGUUCGACAUCACCAGGCCAAACAGUGCGGGCGAUAUAUCUCCACAUGUACAAUUCUUCCUCGAUUUCGAUUGGGCCUCAACCGAACUUGGUCCAAUCAGUUCAUGGUCACUGGAGCUCCGACGGAUGUGUAAUUACUUGAUGGCUGAUCCUCGACCUGCGUCAAUGUUUUGGGGCGAACAGAAGAUCAUGAUGUACAACGAGGCUUACGUCCAUGUCACCGGCGACAUGCAUCCGGGGAUGAUGGGGAAGGAGUUUUUGGAUGCCUGGGGGGUGGUCGCGGGAGACUUUACAGCCCCAUUCGAAAAAUCUGCCGUGACUGGUUGUGGGUUCAGUAUCGAUAAUGCUCGCUUCAACUUGGUCAGACAUGAAUAUCUUGAGGAGAUAUACUACCACAUUUCUAUGGUUCCAAUUCAGCUCGGGCAGGGGCAGACAGCAUAUUACAAUCCUGUUAAUGACACUACACGACAAGUACUUUCAGAUCGCAGAAUGGCAUUUCUACUCCUCCUUGGCCGAGAACUUUCGGCUGCUACAGAACCAAAAGAUUUCUGGUGGAUACUUUUACAAUGCUUGGGAGUCAAACAUCUAGACCUGCCUUUUGCUGCGCUCUACUCCGCUGGAUGCACUAUCCAUGAAACCUUAUUUGAAUCAUCAGACCAAAGUCACGCCCUCAAGAAUUGGUCACUAGAAGGCCUCGUAGAAAUACCGGAACGCAACUCGCCUGUUCCUCGCAGGUUUGGUGCUUGUGAAAAAAUCGAGGAAUUCCUACCCAACUUUCCAGAGCUCAUCAAGGCAAACUCACCGACCCUUUUGUCAUUGGCAGACGGGUCUUUGCCAAAAUGUAUAGCUGAUAAUUUGAGGACAGAAGAUGGUAUCGUGCCGUUUGAAGCUGCCGUGUUUUUGCCAAUCAAAUCGACAUCUGACACCACUCUCGGGUUCUUAAUCUUGGGAAUUAAUCCCAUGAAGAGGUUCGAUGAUGAUUAUCAAUUAUUUAUCGAUCUACUGAGUAGGCAACUUGCCACCAGUAUCGCUGCCGCCGUUCUCUUCGAAGAGGAGACCAGUCGAAGUAAAUUAGCAGCUGAAAAAGCUACCAUAGACCGAAAUGAAAUAUCAAAAGAACUCGACAACCAGAAGCACGUAGCGAUUGAGAUUGAAAAUCGAUUUCGUAAUAUGGCCGAUCUUGCUCCUACUGGGAUGUUUCAUAUCGACACCCAAGGAGUGCUUGUUUAUGCAAAUAACGAAUACUAUGCACUCACGGAGCACCCGAAAAACGUAUCAUAUCCGAUGAGCUGGUACUCUAUCAUCUUAGAAGCAGAUCACCCCACGAUGGACGUUUAUUGGGCAAAGCUGUUAAGUGGAGAAGAAGUAAACUUCGAACUGCGACUAAAACGACCCUUUGUGACCGAAGAAGUUUUUGCUGGGGAAAAGAUUACGGGCCCUACCUGGAUCAUCGCCGCCGCUUAUGCCGAAAAGAAUCCAGCUGGUGAGGUCACGGGAGUAUUAGGUACCAUAACGGAUAUCAGCAGAGUUAAAUGGGCCGAGGGGUUUCAAAAGACGAAAAUGCUGGAAGCUGUCGAGAUGAAGAGACAACAAGAGAAUUUUAUCGAUAUGACUUCACAUGAAAUGAGAAACCCACUUUCUGCAAUAAUAAUGUCGGCUGACUGGAUUGGUAAUCUCUCCGAAUUCGACGGUGGCGGUAAAGACGUUGUCGUUCCACGAGAAACUAUCGAUUCCAUCGCAGAUGCUAGUAGCACAAUUUUGCUAUGCGCGCAACAUCAGAAACGUAUCAUUGAUGAUAUUUUGACUUUAUCUAAGCUUGAUGCGGAUCUACUUUUCAUCGCCCCUAUAGAGGCCCAGCCUGUGGCUGUUGUGCGCGAUGCGCUGAAGAUGUUUGAGGGAGAGCUACACAAAGCGGAUUUGACUCUUCGAUUUAUUGUUGAAGAGUCAUAUACGAGACUUUCUGUUGAUUGGGUCAAGCUGGACCCUAGUCGAGUCAACCAGGUCUUCAUUAACUUGAUCUCAAACGCGAUCAAAUUUACCUCAACGGAAGAAAAGAGGCAGAUCGUCGUCAAAGUUGGGGCUUCAACCGAACCACCAAAACCAAAAAACGAUCUAGAAUUCCUUCCGAAAUCCCAUAAUACCUCAAACGAGAUCUUGUCGUGCGGAACCCCGGACCAAACAAUUUAUUUAUCCAUCUCGGUGCAGGACUCCGGGCGAGGUCUUGAUGAAAAUGAAAAGAAUCAACUUUUCAAGAGAUUCUCCCAGGCAUCUGUCAGAACCCAUGUUCAGUAUGGUGGUAAUGGUCUCGGUCUAUUCAUUUCUCGUCGUCUGACCGAGAUUCAAGGAGGACAAAUAGGUGUAGCAUCCGCAGCCGGAGUUGGCAGCACAUUUGCUUUCUAUAUCCAAACACCACGCUGUGAUGCGCCAGAACGGACCAGUCCAAGGCUAAGCCCUGUUGAUAUCGACGCUCACACGAAGCUCAUCUCCCCCGCCGUCAUAGCCAACAUAAGGAAAAGCCCCCUGCCCAAAGUUCACGAAGGUCGGAUCUUAGAAAUCCCAGCCGCUCCCAAACACGUCCUAGUCGUCGAAGACAACCUGGUUAACCAAAAGGUUCUCUCCAAACAACUCCGCGCAGCAGGCUGCAUCGUCGCGGUCGCCAACCACGGCCGCGAAGCCCUCGAAUUUCUGCAAACCACGCAUUUUUGGACCGGUCUCGAGGACGAAGGCGUUAAGCUUUCUAUUGUACUCAUGGACCUCGAAAUGCCUGUCAUGGACGGUCUCACGUGCGUCCAGAAGAUUCGAGAACUUCAAAAAGAGGGGAAGAUGACCAGUCAUGUCCCGGUUAUUGCGGUCACGGCGAAUGCGAGGAGCGAGCAAAUUGCGAAUGCGAAGGAACAUGGCAUGGAUAGUGUGGUCACGAAACCCUUCCGUAUUCCUGAGUUGUUGCCGGAAAUGGAUAGGGUGUUGAGGAGGGCGAGGGGGGAGGAUAGACCGGUUGUGGGGGAGAGGAGUGUUAGUGCGCCUGCUUGA
Molecule: messenger RNA, 3729 nt
Organism: Glarea lozoyensis ATCC 20868
Lineage: Eukaryota; Fungi; Ascomycota; Leotiomycetes; Helotiales; Helotiaceae
Product: CheY-like protein
Exons: 4
Coding region: 1-3729 (1242 amino acids)
Biological process (GO): phosphorelay signal transduction system; phosphorylation
Molecular function (GO): phosphorelay sensor kinase activity
Source: RefSeq, a predicted model, not a curated record